This is a messenger RNA of Toxotes jaculatrix (banded archerfish), 1434 nucleotides long. Its product is annotated as alpha-1,3-mannosyl-glycoprotein 4-beta-N-acetylglucosaminyltransferase C-like. The record is from RefSeq and is a predicted model, not a curated record. Lineage: Eukaryota; Metazoa; Chordata; Actinopteri; Toxotidae. The transcript is spliced from 3 exons. Bases 1 to 1434 code for a protein of 477 amino acids. Gene Ontology annotation, molecular function: acetylglucosaminyltransferase activity. Gene Ontology annotation, biological process: protein N-linked glycosylation.
AUGAGGCUGGUGUGGAAAUCCCUGGACAAGAUGAGGUGUCUGAGGAAACGCUCCACUAUUCCCUUCCUCGGCUUCCUCAUCACCUUCCUGCUCUUCCUGAACCUCUACAUUGAAGAUGGUUAUGUGCUGGAAGAGGACAAAAGGCAGCUUAGGGAAACAUCAGUCCACCCUCCGAGCUCAGAACGAUACGUUCACACCUUCAGAGACCUCAGUAAUUUCUCUGGAACCAUUAAUGUCACGUAUCGUUAUCUCGCUGGAACCCCGCUGAACCGCAAGAAGUAUCUUACCAUUGGACUGUCAUCAGUCAAAAGAAAAAGAGGGAACUACCUUUUGGAAACAAUCAAAUCCAUCUUUGAUCAGUCCAGUUACGAGGAACUGAAAGAGAUUGUGGUUGUGGUCCACCUGGCCGACUUUGACCUGGUCUGGUGUGAAAACCUGGUGCAGGAAAUCACCAGGAAGUUUGCUCACCACAUCAUAGCCGGACGCCUGCUGGUGAUCCAGGCUCCAGAGGAGUAUUACCCGUCUCUGGAUGGGUUGAAACGGAACUACAAUGACCCGGAGGACCGGGUCCGUUUCCGCUCUAAGCAGAACGUUGACUACGCUUUCCUCCUCAACUUCUGCACAAACCUCUCUCACUUCUACAUGAUGUUAGAGGACGAUGUGCGCUGCUCCAGGAACUUCCUGACAGCGCUGAAGAAGGUGAUCACCUCCAGAGAAGGUUCUUACUGGGUGAUGCUGGAAUUUUCUAAGCUGGGCUACAUCGGAAAGCUGUACCACUCCAGAGACCUGCCUCGUCUGGCUCAUUUCCUCCUCAUGUUCUACCAGGAAAUGCCCUGCGACUGGCUCCUCAUCCACUUCAGGGGUCUGCUGGCCCAGAAGGACGUGAUCCGCUUCAAGCCCUCACUUUUCCAGCACAUGGGCUACUACUCUUCUUACAAAGGAGCAGAGAACAAGCUGAAGGACGAUGACUUUGAGGAAGACUCUAUUGACAUUCCUGACAACCCUCCUGCCACCCUUCACACGAACAUCAACGUCUUUGAAAACUAUGAUGCCGCCAAGGCUUAUAGCACAGUGGACGAAUACUUUUGGGGGAAGCCUCCCUCUACUGGAGAUUUCUUUGUCAUAGUCUUUAACAAAUCUACCAAAAUUAGUAAAAUUAAGAUUGCAACUGGCUCUGACGACCGGCAGAAUGACAUUCUUCACCACGGAGCUCUAGAAGUAGGAGAGAAACUAGUUGGGACUAAAAAAGGAAAACAGUGUUCGUCCUAUAUCACAUUAGGGGAGUUUAAAAAUGGCAACAUUGAGGUUCAAGAUGUAGACCACAAGAUUGCCUUUGACAUUGAGUGUGUACGCAUUGUGGUGACAGCCAGUCAGAAAGAAUGGCUUAUUAUUAGAAGUAUAAGUUUAUGGACUACACAACCUCCCAGCCAAUGA